AUGGGUCUUCCUGGACUGCCAGGAUAUGGACCACAAGGAAUGAGAGGUUUCAAAGGCUCUAAAGGAAUACCUGGUCCACCUGGAUUAGCUGGAGAAGCUGGUGUGAAAGGAGAGACCAGUAGGGUAACUCCAUUACCUGCGUUGCCAGGACCUCAAGGACCAGAUGGUUUCCCUGGACCUCCUGGAGUGCCUGGUAGGGUUGGAGCAAGAGGUCAGCCAGGUGAUUCAGGACAUCCAGGGCCAACAGGUGACACAGGCUUUCCAGGGCUUGGGUUUCCUGGAAACCCAGGUCCAAAAGGAGAUAAAGGGCUUGCAGGAGGCAGAGGGUCACCUGGCUGUGAAGGAAAGAUUGGAGAUCCAGGUCGAGCUGGAAACGUAGGACAACCGGGAGAAAAGGGUGACCCAGGCAUGGUAAUUCCUGGAGAGCCAGGUAGACUGGGUUCACCAGGACGUCGUGGCAUGCCUGGCUCAAAAGGUGAUACUGGAUUUCCAGGGCAUCCAGGCCUACCAGGGCGUGCUGGACAUGAUGGUGAUGAUGGCCUAAGAGGAGAUCGUGGCUCACCUGGAGUUCCUGGAGAUCCAGGUUUUCCAGGGAAACCUGCUGAAUGUCUUAUUGGCCUGCCAGGUUUGCCGGGUGGCCAGGGAGCUUCAGGCCCACCAGGAAGAAGAGGUUCACAAGGUUCAAAAGGAAAACUAGGCCCUACUGGUUUGAGUAUUCCAGGAAUCUACGGAAAGCCUGGGGAACCUGGAUUAAUAGGUCUUCAGGGAAAUAUAGGAUUACCUGGUCCUGAGGGACAGUCUGGAAGGCCAGGAAUCUCUGGUAUGCCAGGUUCAAGGGGAGAGCCAGGUAUAAUGGGCCUGUUAGGAAUUCCUGGACCUCCUGGCAUGAUUGGAAGACCAGGCAACCCGGGUAUCAGAGGUUCUUCUGGCUUCCCAGGACCAAAGGGAAGAAAAGGGUUUCUUGGAGCAAAAGGCGAACCAGGUGAUAAAGGUUUUCCUGGACCAUCUGAGACCUUGGUUGGUAUUGGGAAUAAAGGAGAACGAGGCUUAAAAGGAGUUCAAGGAAGAAUGGGUCUGAGAGGAGAAAAAGGAGAUGCUGGUGUGCAAGGUCCCCCUGGUCUUGAUGGGUCUGAAGGAAUACCUGGUCUACCAGGUGUCAAAGGAUUUAUGGGUCUUCCAGGGAUUCCUGGAAGACAAGGAUUCACAGGUGCACCAGGAAACAAAGGGGACAUGGGAAUUCCAGGUCCAAAAGGACAAAAAGGAUCUCCAGGCUUUCCAGGACCAUCAGGUGACCCUGGUCCACCAGGCUAUGGUGGCUUUCCAGGUGACAAAGGAGAUCCUGGGUACCCAUCCGCUGGGCCUCCAGGAGAACCUGGUCCAAAGGGAGAUCCAGGCCCCCCAGGAGUUUUGGGCAGCAAAGGAGAAAAAGGAUCCCAAGGUCAUCCAGGACAUAAAGGAGUACCAGGACCACAUGGGAUCAGAGGGGAAACUGGAGGUGCAGGAAUCCCAGGCAAGCGUGGACCUCCUGGAGAUAUUGGUGCUAAAGGACGGCAGGGCCGCCCGGGACAACAGGGCAUUACAGGCCCUCCUGGUGCUGUUGGAGACCCUGGAAAAAAUGGACUUGUUGGUGAAAGAGGUAAUCAAGGUCAGGAUGGUAUGCCUGGUCCCCCAGGAGUAAAGGGAGAACCAGGAGCACCAGGGAGAGGAAUCCCUGGCCUUCGAGGUAUUCCUGGUCGUAGAGGAAUCAAAGGGGACAUGGGACUGCCUGGUUUUCCUGGGCCACCAGGUAUGAAAGGUCAUCAGGGUGAUCAAGGACCCAUUGGACCUCCUGGCUUAGUAGGGUUGCCUGGAUUUCAAGGUGCAACAGGCAUGGCAAUUACUGGCCAAAAAGGGAACCGAGGUAUUGCUGGUGCAGAUGGAAGACCAGGUGUGUUUUUAUAA
This is a messenger RNA of Cariama cristata (Red-legged seriema), 1941 nucleotides long. RefSeq names its product elastin (gene ELN). The transcript is spliced from 17 exons. The coding region runs from base 1 to 1941 and encodes 646 amino acids. The record is from RefSeq and is a predicted model, not a curated record. NCBI's taxonomy places the organism in Eukaryota, Metazoa, Chordata, Aves, Cariamiformes, Cariamidae.